Molecule: messenger RNA, 5649 nt
Organism: Triplophysa dalaica
Lineage: Eukaryota; Metazoa; Chordata; Actinopteri; Cypriniformes; Nemacheilidae
Gene: rxrab
Product: retinoid x receptor, alpha b
Biological process (GO): positive regulation of transcription by RNA polymerase II; anatomical structure development; retinoic acid receptor signaling pathway
Cellular component (GO): nucleus; RNA polymerase II transcription regulator complex
Molecular function (GO): nuclear steroid receptor activity; nuclear receptor activity; zinc ion binding
Source: RefSeq, a predicted model, not a curated record
GCGCACUCGCGGAGUUGGGAACUGGAUGGAGCCGAUAGAAGUGGGCAGUUUAGUUAUAUGAAGUGGAUUUUGACAGCGGAUCUCGGGGUUUUGUCGUCAGGCUACCGCGUUUCCAACUGGAUCUUACAACGUGUCCACUGGGGAAAACACUAUUAUCUACAAGAAACGUAGCUGGAAUGCGCUAAUAUGGAAACCAAACCGUUCUUGUCUCUAGGGCUCCUGAAAAACGCGUGCUCGGGAGCGCCGCCAUGUAUGCGGAGCCGGCCGGGCGACGCUGGCAGUUCGCCCGAUGGCUGCUCUGGCUUCACAGGAAUGUAUCCACUCCAACAGCGCAGGAUAUCCACAGACUCCUCUGGUCAGCUCUUGUCGUCCCCUCUGAACUCCUCCAUGGGUCAUCGGGGUAUCGGCAGUCACUCUCUCCACCCUUCACUGCUCAGCCCCUCCGCCGUGAGCUCCAGCCCGGGUCAGCUUCACUCGCCCAUCAGCACCCUCAGCUCGCCAUCAACAGCCUGCCCUCACCCUUCCCCGUCAUCAGCUCGCCCAUGGGACACCCUUCCAUGAGUGGCGGCCCGUCCUCCAACAGCAUGGUCUUCAGACCGAGCCUAAGUCCGCAGCUCAGCUCGCCCAUGAAUGCCAUCAUUAGUUCGGAGGACAUUAAACCCCCUCUGGGUCUGAACGGGGUGAUGAAGAUCCCGUCGCAGCCCAUGGGUACGUCCCUCUCCCUCACCAAACACAUCUGUGCCAUCUGCGGCGACCGCUCAUCAGGUAAACACUACGGGGUGUACAGCUGUGAAGGCUGUAAGGGAUUUUUUAAGAGAACGGUGAGGAAGGACUUGACGUACACUUGCCGGGACAGCAAAGACUGUUUGAUCGACAAGCGCCAACGCAACCGCUGUCAGUACUGCCGAUAUCAGAAGUGCUUAGCCAUGGGAAUGAAGAGAGAGGCAGUUCAGGAGGAACGACAGCGGGGAAAGGAGAGGAGCGAGGGCGAGUUCAGCAGCUGUGCCAACGAGGACAUGCCCGUGGAGAAGAUUCUGGAAGCCGAACUGGCAGUGGAACCGAAGACCGAAACCUACGUGGAGGCCAACCUGACUAUGCCUGCCAACUCUCCAAACGACCCUGUAACUAACAUCUGUCAGGCAGCUGACAAGCAGCUCUUUACCUUAGUGGAAUGGGCCAAGCGGAUACCUACCUUUUCUGACCUCCCAUUGGACGAUCAAGUCAUCCUCCUGCGAGCAGGAUGGAAUGAACUCCUGAUAGCUUCUUUUUCACACCGUUCCAUAGCUGUGAAAGACGGGAUAUUGUUAGCGACAGGCCUUCACGUCCAUAGAAAUAGCGCACAGACUGCCGGCGUGGGAGCUAUCUUUGACAGAGUGCUGACGGAGCUUGUGUCAAAGAUGAGAGACAUGCAGAUGGACAAGACUGAACUUGGAUGCCUGCGGGCCAUUGUUCUGUUCAAUCCAGAUUCAAAAGGACUAUCUAAUCCAGCAGAGGUGGAAGCUUUACGGGAAAGAGUAUAUGCCUCUUUAGAAGCCUACUGUAAACAAAAAUACCCUGAUCAACCUGGAAGAUUUGCCAAACUCUUACUGCGCCUGCCCGCCUUGCGAUCCAUCGGCUUGAAGUGUCUGGAACAUCUCUUCUUCUUCAAGUUGAUCGGAGACACGCCCAUCGACACUUUCUUAAUGGAAAUGCUGGAAGCGCCGCACCAAAUGACAUAAGGGAAUGAUUUUUUUUCUCCUGAAAGCUUUCCCAGAAGGCCUCUGUAGAGCCGCGGCCGAGGGUGUAGUUUUAUGUACAGAACACUAGAAGAGGCCAGCACAGCACACAUGUCGACGGAGACUGCUUUGUCCUGACUGAUAAACAUCUCACAUCUCACAGGGGAGGAUUGAACUGCUAGUAACUCAACCUUUGGUGGAACAUCAAAAGCGUUGCGUAAUACACUAAACCCUUUCAUUACGGGAUACAGUACAAACCGGACGGAUCAAGAGAGUUUGUUUUGUUGGUUUGCAUGCAUUUUUUGAAAACCUCAUCCAUGUUUUUUGCCUUACAGAGGUCUACCUCUGCUUUCCGUUGAGUUCAUACCGUACACAGCCAAACCGCCUCAUCUCUCCACAUUUUGCUGUGAAUUCUCAGUCAUUUCGAGUUCCUCAAUACCUCAGAUGCACUUCUUCAUGCAGCUGUCCUUAAAAAGACAUCACUGUCCAGGUGUGUGUGCCAUUGGAUUCAGUGUUAACAGCAUGGACCGUUCUGUUGAUGUGAGGGCGGGACCGAAGCUGUUUUUUCCAGGCACUUACAGAAAGUUUCUCGAGAGGUGUUGACACGUCAGAUUGAUGCGAGUCUGUCUGCGUGAGGAAGAAACUUCACGCUGUGCGGCUAUUGUUUAAGUCCUUUUCUUUUCGUAAGACAUGUGAAUAACAGCGAAUGAAAAGCAGGUGUGCUCCUGGAUGAACUGGUUGUUGGGUUCGUGUAAAAAAGUAUUGAAGACUUUACGAUUUUGCCGCUAUAAUUCAGCAUAAAUAUGUAUUAAGGAUUUCCAAAGAUUUUCAAUAAUGUUUGUAUAUCAUCUUUAUAAUUCCCAGCAAGUGGGGGUUUGUGAUUUGAAAAUAUGCAAGGAGUUAAAGGAAUCCAGAUGAUAGUCUGGCCUCAGGGAACAGCAGGGUUUGGGAAGUGCUAUGACUGCCCCCUAUUGGAUGUGUUGUGACGUUGCAACUGAACUCACGUGCUAUAUGAAUGACACGCAACAUGAACCGAUUUUGGGCUCGACAUACAAUGCAAAUAACCAUUCUUAGCCCUCAGGUUUAUACAAAUGCAAAAACAAAUGCAUUUGUUGUAUUUUGGGGUUCUGUUGUCCAGUAUCUUUCAUCUAUGUCGUGUAAAUAAUAAGGAUACAUUUCACAAUGCCAUUGGUAUUGAUGCAUUAAACCUCAGUUGCAGAUUGAGCCAGUCUAAACCAGUUUUAUAGAGUGCAUUUAAAACGGCUAUUAUUGAAAUUUGAAAAAACAAAUAUGCCGUGUAGUAGCAAUUUAAGGAAUUUAGCACAUUAUGGCAAUAGUCUAUAUUUGAUCACUACAUCGCAAACACCAGGCCUCACAGCAGAACGUCCACAGACAUGUCACACGUGCACAGUCUACUAUGCAUAUUUUUAUUAAGACUGUCAAACAAUUAGUCUCAAUUACAUUUGUUACUGUUAUGUCUUUGUACGGUGCAUGUUAUUUUUUUAUUAAUAAACACAUGCACUUAUAUUUAAAAAAAAUUGUAUAUGUAAUUUAAAUUAUUGGUGAAUUGAAAUAGUGUUAAUAUUUCCUAAAUAUGUAUAUGUGUAUGUGUUUAUAAAUACAAAUCAAUAUGUACAGUACACAGACAUACUCACCUAAAGGAUUAUUAGGAACACCUGUUCAAUUUCUCAUUAAUGCAAUAAUGGUGGUGGUGUAAUGGUGUGGGGGAUGUUUUCUUGGCACACUUUAGGCCCCUUAGUGCCAAUUGGGCAUCGUUUAAAUGCCACGGCCUACCUGAGCAUUGUUUCUGACCAUGUCCAUCCCUUUAUUACCACCAUGUACCCAUCCUCUGAUGGCUACUUACGGCAGCAUAAUGCACCAUGUCACAAAGCUCGAAUCAUUUCAAAUUGGUUUCUUGAACAUGACAAUGAGUUCACUGUACUAAAAUGGCCCCCACAGUCACCAGAUCUCAACCCAAUAGAGCAUCUUUGGGAUGUGGUGGAACGGGAGCUUCGUGCAUCCCACAAAUCUCCAUCAACUGCAAGAUGCUUUCCUAUCAAUAUGGGCCAACAUUUCUAAAGAAUGCUUUCAGCACCUUGUUGAAUCAAUGCCACGUAGAAUUAAGGCAAUAGGGGCGAAAAGGGGUCAAACACAGUAUUAGUAUGGUGUUCCUAAUAAUCCUUUAGGUGAGUGUAUAUUACGCAAACACAAACUUUUGUUCUGGAUGCGAUUAAUCGUGUGAGAGCCCUAAUUUUUAUGUAUGCGUUUAUACACAAACAGCUUAUAAAGUCUAUUGUAAUAGGCUACAGGAAUUAUCAGUUUAUCGGUCAUGUGUUCUUAUGCUUCGACAGGGAAAAACUUCAGUCAGCCGUCAGGGAAGUUCUUGGACUUUGAUAUGUUCUGUGUUUCUAAAAUUUUCAAUGAACAUCAUCGGCCCUUAAUUUCUUAAAAAAACCAGCAUGUUUAAAAUAUGCUGAAUGCUCGUUGUAAAGCCCUCCUGGGAUUGGAGGACUGACUAUUUAAACAGAGUUAGGUUUUGCAUCGAAGAGCCAGGCACAUCUUAUCUGACAUCUGCUACAAUCCUGAUGUGUCUUUCAUCCGUAUCAUUUUUCCUGUGACACACCAAUCCAUCACAGGACUACAUGAUAUGAAAGAGAUGCAUUUUAAGAGAAUUAUCUAUUUUUGUACAAAGUGUAAUUUUAUCUUCAUAUUGCUAUUUCAUUGUUUUUUAAAUUGUAUACAUUGUUGGUAUAAAUUUAUUUUAGUUCUUGGUAGGCAUGCCAUCAAACCUGAACUGAGAGAAUGGUUUACAUAGAAAGGCUUCUCUGUUCUUUUACCAUUAUUUAUCUUUCAUGGUACCCUCAACCGAGAGCUUGUUCUUUUUUUACAGGAUACAUUGAGGGUGGGCUGUGUACUGUCCCAUUAUAUAUGUCUAAGGACUAUUAAAUUUCAAAUUCCAAAAAUAUGGCUUCAAUGGUUUACAAUGUAUGUGUGAGUACAUAAAUGUGUCUUUCUAGUAAAAGAAAUGACUUGUUUUUCUUAUAACAAUUGUGGAUGUCGGAGUUGAUAGUAAAAAGUUAACUUUAUAGCCUCAUGGGCAGUGCUCCUACACGUGGCGCAGUUGCGCAUCAGGCGACCCGGGUUCGAUUCCCAUCUUGUGGUCCUUUCCAGAACCCACUCCCUUCUCUCUCUCCCACUUCGCUUCCUGUCCUCUCUAUCACUAAAACUGUGCAAAUACAGGCAAAAACGCCAAAAAUAAACAAAUUUGCAGCCAAUAAUGUCAAGCAGUCGGGAACACUCUGGAGUUAGGGGCCCAGGGUCCGGAUUCACUAAACUGUAAAGGCAAAUUAUAGGAUUGUUUGUAAGAAUGUUCCUUCUUCAGAAGUGUUUUUGUAUUUUGUUAAGAACAGCUUCAUUUUUUUCAUUAGAAUAAAAUGACAUGUGCUUUGAAAAUCAAUCUUGAUUGGAAAAAUGUAAGAACUGUUUCAAGAAGUUUUUUUGAAUUUAAGAAAAAUUAUGGCAGUUAAGCAUUAUUUUCAUUUUAGGAAUGUUUUGUGAAUCCAGCAGCCAUAGAGCAUAUGAGAGACAAAUGUCCUUCAAGGUGGAUUUGUUCCAAGAUACUCAUCAUGACUGAUCCUUGCAUCUGCUUUUUGUGUAAGUUUUAAUGAUGCACAUACAGCUCCAUUUUGAAAAAACAUGUCAAUUAAUUAGCAUUUUAGCAAAAGGGGUGAAACCAACCAAGCAAAUCCACAAGAUACAUUUUUGGUUAAAUAGUUGGUUCGUUAUAGUAGAUUGUGGUUAUUUAUAGUGCAAAAGGGUUCUUAAAAAAUAAAAGAAGAAAUGUUUUUUAUGAGAACCCUACAUUGGCUCUUCCAUAGCAUCACUUUUAGGAACCGUUUGUAGCAACUUUAAUUAUAAAGGUGUAAUGACACAA